Molecule: messenger RNA, 1533 nt
Organism: Macroventuria anomochaeta
Lineage: Eukaryota; Fungi; Ascomycota; Dothideomycetes; Pleosporales; Didymellaceae
Product: ER lumen protein retaining receptor
Exons: 4
Coding region: 240-1313 (357 amino acids)
Biological process (GO): endoplasmic reticulum to Golgi vesicle-mediated transport; protein retention in ER lumen
Cellular component (GO): endoplasmic reticulum; cis-Golgi network; membrane
Molecular function (GO): ER lumen protein retrieval receptor activity
Source: RefSeq, a predicted model, not a curated record
CACCAACCAAACACUUGCGCUCCUUCCAACCACACCCCCGACCCCAUUCAUCUGACGCAGGAGCAUCCCUUGCAUCGCUCCGACACGCCUGAAAAGCCACUGAAGUCACGCCUGCGCUGGUGGGAGAGGCGCUGUUGGCACCACCGCGGACCACGACAGCUCCGCAUCGAUCGAGACACGCGGACGCGGCACCAGGCGGCAGGCCUUGCGCUGUGUAGCCGUGAUAUUCACCUCGCGCGAUGAAGUUCAACGUCUUCCACGUCCUCGGCGAUGUCUCGCACACGUCGUCGAAGCUCAUUCUGAUAUGGGCCAUCCACUCCAACAGCAGCUCCGAGGGUGUGUCGCUCAUCACGCAGGCCCUCUAUGCCCUCGUCUUCUGCACGCGCUACCUCGACAUCUUCACCUCGAGUGCGACCAAGGAUGCUGAGCAUACGUGGAACUUUACUCUCAAGAUCUUCUACACCUUGUCGUCGUUCUACAUCAUUUUCCUGAUGACCAGCGUGUAUGCACGCACCCGCGAGCGCGAGAAGGCCUGGAAGUUUGGCAUGUACUGUCUCCUCGGCGCUCUUGUCAUGGCGCCGUUAUGGUACCUCAUCUUCUCCAAAUAUGUUAUUGGCCGCAGCACCUUCCUGAAGCUCCUCUGGGUCUUCUCCGAGAUCCUUGAAUCCGUCUGCAUCAUCCCACAACUGCUGCUCCUCCGCCAGACCACCGUGCCCACCGUCAUCGACUCGUUCUACCUCGCCACCCUCGGCACCUACCGCUUCCUUUAUAUUCUCAACUGGAUCGUGCGCGGCGCCAACGAAACCGGGUACCGCGACCCGACAAGUUGGGUUUGGGGAACCAUUCAGACCGCCUUGAUGAUUGACUUCGCAUGGGUGUACUACACACGCCAGCGCGUCAAGCUAAGGCAGGGAGGCGUUGUUGAUUCUGAGGACCUGGGCAGAGGGUGGCUGGUGGGCAGGCUAGCGGGAAUGGGCAGGAAGAGCGCAGACAACUUUGACUACGAUGAAGAAUCCGGACAGCAGCCGACGAACGCACAAGCAAACAACAAGUGGGGACGGAGAGGAAUCAGCGUGUCUGCGGACGAGGGCGUACUGGAUGCGCCGAAGCGCAAAGGAGGCGUGGAUCGGGAUUCUGAGAGCCAGCCGCUUGCCGACCCUGCGGCGUUCGAGGAUGACGAGAGCGAUGAUGGCGCGCCUCCUGCGGCAGCGAGCUCGAACGCUGCGGCUGCGCAUGAGAGUGGAGUGAGGAGGGAUGAGUGGGAUGAGGAUGUGGAUGAGGAUGCUAAGGCUCAUGACGGGACUGCAAAAUGAUCAGACUACGAGUCGAGUGAAUGCACUCUUCUCAAUUCUUCGUUGAAGCAUGAUUGCUGCGUUCAUGCGUACAGUCCAAUACCAAUACCAAGCAUUUGCAUACCAAUGUUGAAUGGUCUACACCACCACCUCUAUCUCGGAUCGGGACUUUCAAUGUUUUCCGUGGGAAACCUAGUUGGAAACAGAAGUCGUCGCAGAAGCAGUGACUUUGCGAUUGAUC